Messenger RNA from Bicyclus anynana (squinting bush brown), 1360 nucleotides. RefSeq lists its product as uncharacterized. Bases 162 to 1319 code for a protein of 385 amino acids. The record is from RefSeq and is a predicted model, not a curated record. Lineage: Eukaryota; Metazoa; Arthropoda; Insecta; Lepidoptera; Nymphalidae. The transcript is spliced from 3 exons.
UUUGACAUUGACAGAUUAUUCUCUAAUUCUUUCAAUAUCAGUAUUCUAUUUUUAUUAUUAUCAAUUUAUUAAAAACAAUCAACGAACAUUCAGUUUCAAAACUAAGAGCAAUACUAAAAUGUAUGGAAGCUAUAGAAACCAUUUGCUGUUAAAAUCUUAGUAUGUCGGCUCGAAAUUAUAUCUCAUCAGCUCGUGAGAUAAACAUCAAUAAACUUAUCGAUUGUUUGCCGCAAAUAAACCAACAGAAGUGCGGAUAUCGCUCCGGACAAGAGCUACCGGCGUUGUCGGCGAACGCUGGUAGUGUUAUUAACAGAAAUCUGUUGUUUUCCUGUAAGAUACCAUCAUAUUCUGGGGAUAGCUUAGAACGGACCAGCACUCCUCUGUCUGACUUUUUCUCUGAAAGUGAAACAGGUACACCAGACUUCAACAGUGAAGAAAGUGAUAGCAGUGCAGGCUCGGCAUUUCGGCGAAACACAGCAGAAGCUUCCAAGGUCUUGGCUGCAGAGUGGGCUAGGAUUGAGAGGUCCCUUUAUGAUGAAGAGGGGGAAAAGUGCACCCGUCCACAGAUACUUGAAGAGUGCAGGCAGUGGAGAAAGUUGCACCCACAGCUUAGGGUUAUUGGUAAGGCUGUACCUCUACCUGAUAAGAGACUUUGCUACCGUCAGAUAGAGCACGAAGAGGUUAUUGCAAUGCACUACAGUGACUACGAACAAUUCAGUGAAAGUGAGGAUCGCUUAUCCCAAAGCAGCAGUGACGUUACACCACAGAACUCUCCCAGGAUCUCCAUCACAGGUGAUACUUACGAACCAAAACUGUCUCGUGAAAAGGUGUCAUUUAAACUGGAUGAAGAUACUGAAUUACCUGAUACCUUUUGUUCUUUGCUACAUAUAACUCCAAUACAAAUCCGUAGUCCAAUAUAUAGGAAGAAACCUAAUCAGUCGAUAUUAAGAUCCGAUUUAGCAUCGUCAAAAUGGAUGAGAAAAAGGCCAGAGUCUUCUAUUUAUGAGAGGAAUAGCGCAAAGUCAUUUGUAUCUUUAGAUACUAGGAAUUAUAUGGGACUGGAUAAUAGUAAAAUUGUAAAUGCCAGGGUAUUGACAGCAAGGCACAGGGAAAUGGCGAGACUUGAGCCAUUGUAUACGCCAGAGUUAAAAACAGAGGUUAGUAAAUUAGGUAAUGGAACACAUUUCCAUAUAAGGAAAGUGUCUCUGCCUCCCUUACUCUUGGAGGAGGAAAAGAGAAAGGUGAACGGCUCUGCUAGAAAGUUCAGCAAAUCUAGGAAAGGUCCGUCAAAAAAUUAUUCAGAGAAAGCGAAACAUUGAUGUAUGAAAUGAAUGUUGUAUAUAUUAUCAAUUUUUUCAAA